Owenia fusiformis is the source of this 2011-nucleotide messenger RNA. Lineage: Eukaryota; Metazoa; Annelida; Polychaeta; Sabellida; Oweniidae. The record is from the annotation of a GenBank genome assembly.
GCAAAGUCUGAUCACAUACUUUUGCAGAGACAUUCAUGAACAUAUUGAGAACGCAUAGAGAAACUUUUAAAGAAUAAACUUUAGUACCAAAAGAGUUUUUAGCACAAACUUUUCUGGAUAUUUUGAGAAAGUUCAGAACUAAUAGUACAGGCUGAUAAACACUUGGAUUAAUUGGCUUCAGUCAGUAGGCUAAGCUCAUAAGGACAACCUUGCAGUAGACCAGUAAUUGGCUUGAUAUGGCUACUAAUAUUGCUUCAGAGUCUGAUUCUCCAACUGUAAGCCAACUAUUGGGCUCACAGUCACCAACACAAUCAGAACAAGGUGACAUUUCAAUGACCUCUGGCCUCACUACAUCAGUCAAUCUGAUCCAAGAAACACAACUGGAAUCUGAAGAUGAGAGGGAGGGGGAAACUAGCAGUGUUGAUGCUAGUGCCAUACGAACUCUGAGACCACGUGCUAUUAUAUCUAAGACCCCAAAAACCAAAGGGAGACCAAAGAAGUCACUUACAACAAAGAAUGAUGUAACAGCAGUCCUUAAAGCACUAUCCACCAUGCAGUCUAGUAUAGAUACAACAAAUAAGCUGAUGCAGGGCCUACAAAAGACUAAUGCGGACUUGGUCAGUCAGCUAGCUAUGAAAACAGCACAAUGUUGCGAACUAGACAAAGAAUGCCGAGAGUUACGCUCACAGCUGUCAAAAACUCAUAGCACUGAGUCUGGAUUACCAAAGACACUGGUUAUCGGAAGCUCAAUUAUUCGAGACUUUGAUACAAAUAAACUGCAUAACACAGAAGUUGAAUGCAUUCGAGGUGGAACAGUGGACGAUGUACAUAAAUCACUGACGGACAAUAAUGCUUCAUAUGACAGGGUCAUUCUCCAAGUAGGUAGCAACGACUGCAGCAAAGAUAACACCCCAGAAGAUAUCGCUAAACAAUACCAGCUGCUUAUCAAAGGAGCCAAAAACAUUGCUAAUGAAGUAGUUGUGUCUAGUAUAUGCCCUCGCACAGAUAAACCAGCAGCCCAAGAAAAGGUUGACACUGUCAAUGCCACACUACAAGGCAUCUGCUCUGAUGAAGAUGCAAGUGUCACUUUCAUAAACAAUGACCUCUCGUUUAAGCUCCAAGACAAUUCCAUUAAUGAUGGGUUUUUACAUGGUGAUGGCCUCCACUUAUCGAAACCAGGAACAAACCGAUUGGCUAUCAAUAUGAAGCUCAAAACGAAAGGCAAGGACAUUACCAAACCGUACUAUAACCGUAACAAGAAUGCCUUCAACAAACAGAAUCAACAGAACCAAGAUAAUAAUAACAAUAAUGAUGACCUCAAUCAUGGAACCAAUGACUGGACAACAGUGAACAAGAAACAUAGAAAUAACGCUCGCCAAUCUCCCAAUAAUCAAACAGAUGCGACAACUCACGAACAAUCUAAACCUCAACAAGGACACUCCUUAAGAUGCAUCAAAUGUGGGGAGGCCAGCCACCUCACUAGCUCAUGUUGGCACCCUGCCACCGUACGUUGCCGUGGGUGCAAUCAGCUUGGACACAAAGUCUCAAGAUGUCCUGCAAACAGGAUGGUGGACCAAGGGCACCAAGAUUUCAACCGGUUCUAGAUUCUUGGUGAAGUUAUCGCCCCAUCCCCACAAUGCAAAGAUAAUGUCCCUAGAUCACACACAAAGCCUCGUAAAUUACAUAAACGUUCACGAAGGGGUGCACACAAACGCAAGAACAAUGCCAAUUUUCCUUUAAGUAUCGCAUUCAACAAUGUAGAAUACUUAGGAUUAGCAAAACAACACGAGCUUGAUAAUCUUCUGUCAAUGAAACAGUUUGACAUUGUAGGAGUGUGUGAAACAUUUUUCAAAGACUCGAAUACCCCUACUGUCAGUAAUAAGGAAUAUGAAUGGUUUGGUAAGAACAGAGUCAAUAGAUCUGGUGGUGGUGUUGGUUUUUUCAUAAAAAGAGAUAAAGUUACUAUUUUAAAAGAAAACCACUUAGAUUCACUUAAUGAUGAAUUUGAAAG